AACCACAUCCUGAGAAGGACUGUCGGUGUCUCCCCCCGCUCUCCCCCCGCACCCCUUCGCCUCCUCAUGCCCCACUGGGGGGAGCGUAGGGCAGGGAGCAAGAAAGCAGUCUGCCGUUCAGAAACAGGCCGGCCAUGACCCGCACGGGCUUCAAGCAGAGGUUGCUCAUCUGCUUCCUGGUGGUCAGCUCCAUGCUGGGCCUCUACACUCUGUGUGUGAGCCUGGAGAUCCAAGUGCCCUGGCACGUGAUGGCUCUGGCACCCUUCCCAGGCACCCGCCGCGUUGAAGAGCCGAGAAGCAACUCUAGCCAAGUGACCAUGAGUUUGCCUCACUCCACCCAUGUCUUGAAGCUGUCAACUGAAUCUGACCACCAGCAUUCAAGUAGCGGGGUGAUUACAACCCUAAAGGCCCAGCCCACUCAUGGAGCUCUACCACGCCAGGAGGACUACACUACCAGUAGCCGCAGUCCGAGCCCUCAGCUCACCGCGCGGAGGCCUCAGCUCUCCGCGAGGAGGCCUGAGGUCACCACGAGAAGGCCUCAGCUCACUGUCAAGGAUCCUCCUUUCAUCGGCGACAGCUACGCCAGGGAAGACGCCCCACCGCAAACGGAGUGUGCAGACGGUGUCCGUAGCAGGGUGUCUCAGACUGAGUUUGGGGAGAGGUUCCUGGUCAACAUCCCUGUGCUUCAGUGGGCCAAGCACGCCACCCAGGAAGAGUACGAGCGCCUUCGACAGUACCCCGGGACCCACGGAUGGAAAGGACUCGACUUCCAGACCGUCCUGGCCUCCCUGUCGGCCCUCAACACUGAGGCAAACCGUCAGAUGUUAGAUGACUGGGCACGCAGGGCAAAUGGAUCGAGCUGCAUUCGGUGUGCGGUGGUGGGUAAUGGUGGGAUACUGAACGGUUCAAACAGAGGACGGGAGAUCGACCAGCAUGAUUACGUCUUCAGGACCAACGGGGCUAUCACCAAGGGCUUUGAAAAGGAUGUGGGUACGCGUACCUCCCACUACACCUUCUCCACCAACACGAUGCGUAACUCAAUGGCCAGCUAUGGAGGUCAGGGCUACCAUGGCCCCCCACAGUCUGAGGAAACACGCUAUGUUUUUUUGCCUGAUCACGACCGUGACUACCUGCUGCUGAAGGCUGCUGCCAUGAACACCACAGUGGAGCGAGGGCCCGAGAAGAACAGGAAGGCGUCCGUUUACUUUGGGAAGAACGUUUCAGUUCACAACAUCAAGAUGUACCAUCCUGAUUUUGUCCGUUACAUCAGAAACAGGUUCCUACGAUCCCAUACCCUGACAACCAAAUACAAGGAUAUUUACCGUCCAUCAACAGGAGCUGUGAUGCUGCUGGCUGCCAUGCACACUUGUGACAAGGUGAGCGCAUACGGAUUCAUGACCCCCGACUACAGCAAGUACUCAGACCACUACUUUAACAGACAGUUUCAGCCUGUGGGGUUCUACAUCAACCACGAUCUGAGGAUGGAGAUGAAUCUCUGGCAGCAGCUCCACAAGGCAGGACUAAUCCAGCUCUACAUGAGGCCUUGAAGGCCACAGCCUGGGGCUUGCCUGAAGACGCUACCCCUGAGGGGAAGGGGGAAGGCAGGCCUACCGAGCAGGCUGACAGGAACCCAUACCCCUCCCCCCUCCCCCCUCCCCCCUCCCCCCUGUUCAGGAAGAUAUAUUUACUUACUGUUGCUAAGCAGAUGCAACGCUGACCUGUCUUGUACCUUCCUAAGCGGACAGCUCCAAAAUAGCUGCAAGGUUUGUAAUGUCAGUUCCUCAGCACAUUUCGUUUGUGGUUUACCAGUUCAUCACCAGGCUAAUCUGGUAGCCCACCCGGUCCAGGAAACUUUAUUUGUGUUGAAAAGGAAAAGGCAGUCCCUUCCUGUAAAACGCCCUCCUUGCCCUAAUUGAUUUGAGAACUACCAGCAGCAGUCAUGGUCUAUUGGUCUGGAUAUUCAGUAAGAUGUACGUUUCACUGUUGCAACUCAAGCAUUUGACCAAAAUGAGUACAUAUCUGCCAUCUAACCGUGAAAAGAAUGUUGCUCCAACUUUAGGUUUGUGCCUUAAUGUGAAGUUCUUUGUUGUGGAGGGAAUCGGGGUGUUGGGUGUGUGUGUGUACUUUGCUGCCAUAGCUACAAUGGUCUCUAUGGUGUGUGUGUGAGGACUUAUCACCAGGACUUCUCUGAGGCCGGAUAUUUAAAGGUUGUCAAGAAUCCUUGUUUCUUUUGUAAAUCAGGAUGAACCCGAGGUCUGGGAAUAGUAGUCACGUGACCACUUUGAUUAUUUACUGUUAGGAUCCUGGAAUCACGUAUGUUGAUUUAAUGUGUGUCAGAGAAUAGGAGCCUGUCAAAACAGUGUGUGUGUGUGUGUGUGUGUGUGUGUGUGUGUGUGUGUGUGUGAAAGCAUGGUAGACACCAAAGAAAAGUAUAGCAUCAGGGAAGAAGCUUUUAUUAAAAUACUUCAUCAUUUCUGAUUUUCUUUUUCUUCUGCACUUUAAUGAGACACUUUCUUUACAGAUGAAGCCCAGUACGUUUUGUUUUGUGUCAAUGCAAAAUGUCCAAUAGCAAUGUGAAUUCACACUGAAUGAUGGAGUUAUGGGAUCGAUCUCUUUGUGCAAUUUCUAAAAUGAUUGUUUUCACGCAACACAGCUAUAAUAAAUCUGUGAAAUGGCAAAGUAAAAUCA
Messenger RNA from Osmerus eperlanus (European smelt), 2688 nucleotides. It is a transcript of the gene st6galnac, whose product is annotated as ST6 (alpha-N-acetyl-neuraminyl-2,3-beta-galactosyl-1,3)-N-acetylgalactosaminide alpha-2,6-sialyltransferase. The record is from RefSeq and is a predicted model, not a curated record. The transcript is spliced from 9 exons. Lineage: Eukaryota; Metazoa; Chordata; Actinopteri; Osmeriformes; Osmeridae. Gene Ontology annotation, molecular function: sialyltransferase activity. Bases 135 to 1547 code for a protein of 470 amino acids.